Lucilia sericata (common green bottle fly) is the source of this 901-nucleotide messenger RNA. RefSeq lists its product as uncharacterized. The record is from RefSeq and is a predicted model, not a curated record. The transcript is spliced from 2 exons. Lineage: Eukaryota; Metazoa; Arthropoda; Insecta; Diptera; Calliphoridae. The coding region runs from base 170 to 901 and encodes 243 amino acids.
AUUAUCGCUCCUCUCCGGAAAGUUUUCAAUCGCUACCCGCACUCAAAUUCAAAAAACGUGAAUUAAGUGAUUUAUGGUCUAAAAUUGACCAUAAAUUCACUCAAAUUAGAGAAUCCGCAGAUUUACUCGAUCCACUCCUGUUGAGUUAGGAAACUCUAGACACGUUGCUAUGGCUCAAUUUCUACGUAACGAGAACAGUUUAAUGAAAAAGCCAGAGCUUAAAAUGGAAUAUGAUAACGUGCUACAAGAGUAUAUCGAUUUAGGUCAUAUGAAACCAAUUAAAUAUAACCCAAACACUCCUUCAAACACCCAUUAUUAUUUACCCCAUCACGCUGUUGUUAAACUUGAUCGUGUUACGACAAAAGUUCGAGUUGUAUUUAAUGCAUCUAGCAAAACCUCGAACAGCAACAGUCUUAAUGAUACCCUACACACUGGUCCUACCCUACAACAAGAUUUAGUUGUACUUAUCUUGAAAUGGCGCUUUUACAAGAUAGUUUAUAAUGCCGACAUUACAAAAAUGUACCGGCAAAUUAUGCUAAACCCUACCCACACACCCUUCCAACGGAUAUUAUUCCGUAAAAGCGUCAACGAACCCAUUCAAGAUUAUGAACUGCAAACAGUUACAUUUGGUGUUAACUGUGCGCCAUAUUUGGCUAUUAGAACCCUACACAAAUUAGCCGAUGACAUUCAAAAUACCCACCCUAUAGCUUCGCAAAUAUUGCGAAACAACAUGUAUGUUGAUGAUGUCUUAGCCGGAGGUCACACAAUUGAAGAAGCUCAAAAAGCUCAAACCCAAUUGAUCGCGGCUCUAGACUCUGCUGGUUUUCCUUUGAAGAAAAUGGAUUUCCAAUACAAAGGAAUUAUUACACAAUUUACCCGAAGAACAUCUACUAGAUGUUGA